Messenger RNA from Pipra filicauda (Wire-tailed manakin), 1786 nucleotides. RefSeq lists its product as uncharacterized. NCBI's taxonomy places the organism in Eukaryota, Metazoa, Chordata, Aves, Passeriformes, Pipridae. Gene Ontology annotation, molecular function: G protein-coupled receptor activity. The coding region runs from base 31 to 1071 and encodes 346 amino acids. Gene Ontology annotation, biological process: adenylate cyclase-activating G protein-coupled receptor signaling pathway. The record is from RefSeq and is a predicted model, not a curated record. The transcript is spliced from 9 exons. Gene Ontology annotation, cellular component: plasma membrane.
GCCCUGGGAUAAAGCCGCGGGAGGUGCGGGAUGUCCAGCGCUCGCUCCAGGCCCCCGGGAGCAGCCGGUGCCAGCCCGCGGGGGGCCGUGGGAGCUCGGGGGGGCUCUGCCAUCCGAGCUAACGCCGUGCCCCCUCCCCAGCUGCGGCCCCUGGCCCUGCUGGCCCUGGCGGAUUUCCUGGGCGCCGCUGCCCUGCUGGGCACGGCCACGCUGCAGCUGCUGCCGGCCCCGCUCUCCGUGCCCGCCUACGCCGCCUGUCCCUACGGGCGGAUGCUGGUCACGACCUUCUACUCGGUCUCGUUCCUCAUGGUCGUUGUCUACGCCUACGAGUCCUAUCGCACCGUCCUUGGCGGCAGAGCCCGGCCCGCGGCAGCGCUGCAGGAGCGGAGCCGGUGCCUGGAGAGCGCAUGGCAGGGAAUUCCCUACAUCCUGGCCUGGCUGGUGCCGGCGCUGACGCUCCUGGGGCAGCUCCUCGCCCGCGGCACCCCCGGCACCGACAUCGCGCCCGUGGUGCCCUGGAAAGGGAACGGCUCCCACGGCACCUUCGGGCUGUACUGCUCCAGCUGCCUGCUGCUCAUCCACCCUGCCCAGGACAUUUGCUACCAGUACCUCGGUGAGAACGACGCGGGGCUGGCGGGGAAAAUCAUCUUCCUCCUGUACCUGCUGCUGGUUCUCGGCUGCUGCACGCUCCUGUACCGCCGGGUGAGGCUCCGCUGCCGCGGGACGGUCGCGGUGCCUUUGCUGCCCCUGGAGAGGGACGCGGGCUUUGGGGGCGGGAGCGGCCGCAGCGUCAGCAAAGCCUCCCGCUGCUUCCAGCUGGUUUUCCUGCUCUGCUGGACACCAGCCUUCCUCCUCACCCUCCUCUCCUUCACCAGCAUCAAACCCGCCUCGGUCCUUGUCCUCUACGUUGCUGCAGCCCUGAGCGUGUCCCUGCAGGGCUUCCUGCACAGUUUGGUCUAUGGCUGGAUGAGGGAGAACUUCCGUCGGGAGGUGCUGGGCAGGAGCCCCCCCCUGCAGCCCCCCCGGGGCCUCCAGGCUUUCUAUGACGAGUCCCUGGGGGCUGUUCCCUGAGCUCCCACCUCCAGUCCCUGGGGGCUGUUCCCUGAGCUCCCACCUCCAGUCCCUGGGGGCUGUUCCCUGAGCUCCCACCUCCAGUCCCUGGGGGCUGUUCCCUGAGCUCCCCCCGGAGCCAAGGCAGGAUCUGCACGUUGUUGGCUGCUCAUGGAAUCACGGAGAGGUUUGGGUUGGAAGAGACCUUAAAGCCCAUCCAGUGCCACCCCUGCCACGGGCAGGGACACUUCCCAUAGCUCCCUGUCCGGGCAGGAUCUCCCCGCCGGACUUGGCCCCUCGUGCCUGGAAAGGUUUGAGGACACAGGAGGUGCUGGGCAGGUUCCAACAGGGAAAUGAAUGUCCUGUUUAUUCCUGUUAAAGCCUGUGACUGACUAUCAGCCUAUUUUGUGAUCCUGCAUCCCCUGCUUCCCUCCACCCCAUGGACUAAGUGGGACGUGGAGCUGUUAAACAGGGAUUUAAUCUAGGCUGCAGAGUUUAUAGGGCAUUUUUUAUUCUACACAGUGGCUCAGAUAACCCAGGAUUUGGGAACGAGGCAGGGCUGAAAACCUGGUGGGAGGUGAAGGGGGCAGAGAGAAAAAUGGACAGUGUGGAGGAAAGGGAAAAGGAUGAUCCUGCAGUGAGACUAUUUACAGUGGCCUGCAGGGACAGGCCAAGGGGGAAUGGCUUCCCAGUGCCAGAGGGCAGGGAUAGAUGGGAGACUGGGAAGGAAUUGCUG